Molecule: messenger RNA, 796 nt
Organism: Saprolegnia parasitica CBS 223.65
Lineage: Eukaryota; Oomycota; Saprolegniomycetes; Saprolegniales; Saprolegniaceae
Product: 50S ribosomal protein L1
Exons: 6
Coding region: 5-796 (263 amino acids)
Biological process (GO): translation
Cellular component (GO): large ribosomal subunit
Molecular function (GO): structural constituent of ribosome; RNA binding
Source: RefSeq, a predicted model, not a curated record
CAGGAUGGCGCUCCUCCUUACCCGUGUCCGCACCGCGUUCGCCGCUUCGGGCGUCCAUGUCCGCUCCGUCUCGCUCGUGACGCGCUUCCCGGAGACGGCGCUGGGCCUCAAGGUCCGCGACGAGAAGAAGCCCUUCUUGGACCUCCCGACGGCCUUGGCCAACUGCAAGGAAAACGCGGUCCGCAAGUUUGACGAGACGGUCGAUAUCGUGGUCGAGCUCGGCGUCGACCCGCGCAAGCCCAACCAGAGCGUGCGCGGCGUCGUGACGCUCCCCAACGGCACGGGCAAGACGGUCCGCGUCGCUGUCUUCGCCAAGGGCGAAAAGGCAGAGGAGGCCAAGGCCGCGGGUGCGACGAUUGUCGGCGCCGAGGACUUGCUUGCCGACAUCCAGGCCGGCAAGCUCGACUUUGACCGGUGCAUUGCUACCCCAGAUAUGAUGGCCCUUGUCGGUCGUGUUGCCAGAGUGUUGGGCCCGCGCGGCUUGAUGCCCAACCCCAAGUUGGGUACGGUCACGCAGGACGUCUCAGCAGCCAUUUCGGCGGCCAAGGGCGGCCAGGUCGAGUUCCGUGCCGAGAAGAAGGGCAUCGUGCACGCCGGCGUCGGCAAGGUUAGUUUCUCGGACGACGCGUUGAUUGAAAACAUCCGCGCGUUCAUGGUCGCGAUCGGCGACGCCAAGCCCGAAGGUGCCAAGGGCAAGUACAUCAAGGCCAUGCACCUCAGUAGUACGAUGGGCCCUGGCAUCCGGCUGGAAGCCCGCCUCUUGGACCCGUCGUCGCCCCAGUUUAUGCGCUUCUAA